AUGAUCCAAAAGACGAACGCACGCACAGGCAACACAUCUACUGCUCCAAUGCGCCCGCCAGCGGGAGAAAACUCAAAUCCGGAACCAUGGGGCUCGUGGGCGCAACGCAAGCACUAUUCUUUGGAGGUCGUUCAGAAUCCUCUUCGUGCACGUAUGUGUGGCUUUGGGGACAAGGAUCGUCGACCUCUAGCUCCGGCAGCAGUAGCGAAGAUGAUAGUUCGAAGAGAGGAUAACGGUAUAAUAGACGUGGAUGACGUGGAUUGUUCUUUCUUCUUGGUCACCGUCGACCUCUGGUCAGCGGACAGCAAGCAUGAGAUGAAUCUGGUCUUACAUCCCACUUCCGCGGAUAGAUACGUUCCUGCAAACACAACGAAACCGUCCAAGCGGCGCGGCACAAAUUCUUCGACUCAGCGGGCGAGGAAGCAGAGUUCUCCUGCGCCCUCUGCAACUACCCCCACUACUUCCGAAUACCCUCAGUCCAGUACAAUGGCGCCCUAUAUUCAAUCUACAGCGCCAGGCUACUCGGGUCAAGUAUAUCCUGCGUACCCUCCACCGCCGUCGGAAAACUCUUUCCAACCUGUUAGUCCCUACGGACCUCCACCACCUGAUGCAAACCCCCAGCCUUGGGGUUAUCCUCCUUCGACCUCUCCGGUUGACCGUCCUGCGCAUUACCCUCCUCCAAUUCGUACCUCGGGCCAGCUCGUGAGUCGUAACCCUCCUUCCAGUGCUGGCUCGGCCAUGGGUGCAGAGUAUGGUAAUGCACCUGUAUCGGCUGUCUCUGCUGGGCAUACUUGGCAAGUCGAGAACGCCGGGUCGGCUACGGACGAUACAGAAGGAACGCCCUAUCGCACAUGGCCGCAAGAUGCAUCAUAUUCUUCCAGUAGUCACAACGGCGUGGCUCAUGCGUCCGGACCCAUUGACCCGCCUGUGAGGGCAUCCCACCCCUCCCCGUCCAGCCCGGCGAUGCGCAGGAACUCUUACACUUCUCUUGCUCCUGCUCCGACUGCGGACACGUACUCACAAGGCCAGUAUUCACAGGAGCCGUACUCUCCGAUGUCACAGCAGGGCCCACCUCAGCAAUUGGACAAUGUCGUGUACGCUUCUACGUCUUAUUCCCAACAGCCACCACCACAGCAGCAGCAGCACCGGCAGCAACAACCACCACCUUCGGCUCCACAAUAUCAACAAGGGACAUACGCUCAGGACGGUACUCCGCCAUCGAGCAUGCCACCAUUGCCCCGACAUACCUAUACACGGACCCUCGUGGGGCCCUUAUCGGCGAACGCUUGCCGCCUAUUGGACGAGCACCGCAAGCCCGGAAUCUUCUUUCUUUUCCAGGAUCUUUCCAUUCGAACCGAAGGCACCUUCCGUCUGAGGCUGCGUCUUAUGAACGUUGGCGCGCCGCCGGCCCCAGACGUUGGUGCAUUCCGUGUUCAUAACGAUGUUUCGCCUGUGCUUGCUCAGACUUUUACUGAGCCUUUCAUUGUUUACUCCGCUAAACGCUUCCCCGGCGUCCCAGACACCACCCCACUCUCCAUCGCCUUGGGUAACCAAGGCCAGAAGCUCCCGCUGCGGAACCGGAACGGUUCCAUGAAGCAAGGUCGGAAGAGGCAGCGUAGUGGCUCGGAUGGCUCGGGAGACGAAUCCGACGAGACAUGA
Messenger RNA from Sparassis crispa, 1659 nucleotides. Its product is annotated as Velvet complex subunit B. The transcript has 9 exons. The record is from RefSeq and is a predicted model, not a curated record. NCBI's taxonomy places the organism in Eukaryota, Fungi, Basidiomycota, Agaricomycetes, Polyporales, Sparassidaceae. The coding region runs from base 1 to 1659 and encodes 552 amino acids.